UCGCCAACUUCGAUGCUGAUCUUGUUAAGGCUCCCGCCAAUUCUCAUCUCUGGCUGCAUCCCUGUAAAGAAUUCUAGCCGAUGAAUAUUCGUACAGAGAUGAGGCAAUUAGUAUACAGAGAGAUGAGGCAAUCUUUAGCAGCCCUAAUUCGUGUGGCUGGGACGUGUCGAAAGCCACCUCAAUGGCGAGCAUGUUCCAGGGAUGUGCUCGAUUCAGAGUUAAGGGCUUUUACAUUGCAUCCUCCACUAUCAUGCUUGACUUGUUUCCCGAAAGGAAAGAAGUGAAGGAUGUUUUGAAGAAGGCAAUAGUUCUACCACUAACAGAGGUCGCGGGCUGGAAAGCUGGGACGUGUCAAGUGUGACCGAUAUAAGUUACAUGUUCUCGAACACUGAGGUGCACUUCGAUCCGCCCCGGGGCUUGGGUCGCUGGGACGUGUCCUCGGUACGAGACAUGAGCGGCGUGUUCAGGAACGCCACUGCGAUGACGGGGGGAGGCAUAAGUGCGUGGAAUGUCGCAAACGUCACAUCGAUGUUUCACAUCUUCUCUGGGGCUAGUCGCUUUAACGAACCAAAUUUAGGGAAAUGGAAUGUCGCUGCCGUGGAAAGAUUUGACGGCGCCUUCCAUGCUGCGACACAAUUCGCGCAGCCGCUAAACGAUUGGGAUCUAUCAAAGGCCUUCGAGGUUUGGCGAAAUGAGAGAAGAGCACGCGAUUGUGGUUCCCCCUUUCCUCCCUUGUCCCUCACUUUUGAUUCUUUCAUCUUUUACGUUUGGUGUGACAUCUACUCUUACGACCCUGAGGACGCUUGCAAGCUUUCUCGCGCUCUCUGGCCGCGCGAUCCCACGAAGAAAACCACAGAAGGUCGCAUUGCAGUGUCUCCCACUUCCCGAACCUCUGCGUCUUAAUCUUCUCCAUGGACUGGUGAGUCGACGGAAAUGUUAUCAGGACUUUCCCGAGAACCGCUCCCCUCGUGGCUGGAGACAGCGGCUCCGCCUUGCUGCUGCGGUCGCAAGGCCGCUUGAUUGAGCUCCUUAUAUAUUUAUAAGAUGGAGGGGCUGCAGCUUGGGCGUGAUUUUGCUAUGAUAAGUUUGCUCUAACAUGCACACUUAUUUGGAUUUAGGUGUGCCUUUGUGCUCGUUUGUAGUUUGCUUCCGUCUUAUUUCGUCAUGCUCCUAAAAACGUUACGCAGGUAGAGGCCUCGACACCCACCAAAACACGAAAAGGGCACCUCAAAUCGACUCACUGACUUCUACCACAGCACAGUUUGCUGCUGACCGUGGCGCCUCUAUCACACUGUAAAAAGCAGAAAACAGAACAAAAAAUCAGAAGCAUAGCCAUAGGGGUCCCGCAAUUUGAUCAUCUGGUA
Amoebophrya sp. A25 is the source of this 1364-nucleotide messenger RNA. Lineage: Eukaryota; Dinophyceae; Syndiniales; Amoebophryaceae. The record is from the annotation of a GenBank genome assembly.